Molecule: messenger RNA, 496 nt
Organism: Cylicostephanus goldi
Lineage: Eukaryota; Metazoa; Nematoda; Chromadorea; Rhabditida; Strongylidae
Source: the annotation of a GenBank genome assembly
GUGAAAGUGCUUGCAUUAUUAACCCCCUUUUCAGUCCAGCCCAAUAUCAGACUUUGAAUCAACGUCAACUUCGCCAUGUCCUGUGGCUUCACCAUCACCUUUGGUUCACCCAACACUUUCCAUCCCCAUUGGCCCUUUUAUGCCAGAACACGCAGUUUAUCCGCAGGAGCAGCUUGCAGUCUGCAUGGCUCCUCCUCCGUACUCAGUGGUGCCUCCACCCACAGAGCAGUUGCCCUUCUUUGCGAAUUCAUCAAUUCCUUCACAUGUUGAGCAUCCGAUACUCCUACCUUCGCAUAUCAAACGAGAGGAACCCUUGAAUGCCAUCUCUAUCGAAGAAAUUGUGCAAAUGGUAGUGAAAGCAAUGCAGAUGAAAAGCACAGGAUUAGUCGAAGAGAGGGAAAGCCCUGAGGAGGUUUUGCGAAGGAAAAGGCAACAGGUGGGACUUUCAAAAAGUGUGGAUGAAAAAAAAGGGGGUGUUAUCUUCUAUCUAAGCUGA